AUGUCUUGGAACGCAUAUACCGACAACCUUCUCAAAUCCGGCUACUUCGACAAAGCCGCCAUCUUCUCUGCGGACGGAGCGGGUGUCUGGGCCAACAGCGGGAACUUGACGCUGCAGCCCGGAGAGAUCAACGCCAUUGUUGCCGGGUUCAACGACGCGUCGCAAUUGCACAUGUCCGGCUUCCACGUCGAAGGCCUGAAGCAGUUCUGCAUCAAGGCGGACGCCAGAUCCAUCUACGGUAAGCACGAGCAGCAGGGCGUGAUGUGUGUCAAGACCAAGCAAGCAAUCAUCAUUGCGCACUCGCCAGAGGGCGUCCAGGCCGGCGGUGCCGCCACCGUUGUCGAGAAAAUGGGCGACUACCUCAUUGGCAGCGGCUACUGA
Messenger RNA from Pichia membranifaciens NRRL Y-2026, 381 nucleotides. RefSeq lists its product as hypothetical. Gene Ontology annotation, cellular component: cell cortex. NCBI's taxonomy places the organism in Eukaryota, Fungi, Ascomycota, Pichiomycetes, Pichiales, Pichiaceae. The transcript has 2 exons. Gene Ontology annotation, molecular function: actin monomer binding. Bases 1 to 381 code for a protein of 126 amino acids. The record is from RefSeq and is a predicted model, not a curated record.